AUGGCCAAACAAAAAUUCGGCUUAACAGUUAAUAAAGCUGAAAAUUUUUCUAGUUGGUACACACAAGUACUUGUUAAAGGAGAAUUUCUUGAUUACUAUGAUGUCAAAGGGUGUUACAUUCUAAGACCUAACGGCUAUUUUAUCUGGAAUGAAAUAAGAAAGUGGUUUACAAAUGAAAUAGAAAAGUUGGGUGUAGAGGAAUGCUUAUUUCCUAUGUUGAUACCUAAAACAUUUUUGGAAAAAGAAGAAUCACAUAUUAGUGACUUUUCUCCAGAGGUUGCUUGGAUAACAAAAUGUGGAAAUGAAGUUCUGCAUGAACCUGUCGCAAUAAGACCCACGUCUGAAACAGUUAUGUAUCCAUCUUUUGCCCGAUGGAUUAGCAGUCAUCGAGAUCUUCCUCUUAAGGUCAAUCAGUGGUGCAAUAUUUUACGGUGGGAGUUGCGAGGUACAACGCCUUUAAUUAGAAGUAAAGAAAUUCUCUGGCAAGAAGGACACACAGCUCAUAUCGAUAAAGAAGAAGCAGACAAAGAAGUUUUAGAUAUAUUAGAUUUGUACUACAGAAUGUACAAAGAAUUAUUAGCUGUGCCUGUUAUAAAAGGACUUAAAACAGAAACAGAGAAAUUUGCAGGUUCUGAUUACAGUACAACUGUUGAAGGGUUUAUUCCACAAGCGGGUAAAGGAAUACAAGCUGCUACAUCGCACCAUCUUGGACAGAAUUUUAGUAAAAUGUUUGAUGUUAAAGUACAAGUAGAUGAUGGUGUAUCAGAUUUUGUUUAUCAAAAUUCAUGGGGAAUGACUACCAGAUCGUUAGGAAUUGCAGUAAUGAUACAUUCUGAUGAUAAAGGAUUGGUUUUACCACCUAAAGUUGCAAAAAUACAGGUAGUUAUUAUACCAUGUGGUUUAAGUGUUAAAACUAGUACUGAAGAUAAAAAUAAAUUAUUAAAAGUAAUAAACAGAAUAAAGAAUCAGUUAUUAUUCUCUAAAAUACGUGUACAUAUAGAUGAUCGAGACAAUGUUACUGUUGGAUAUAAAUUUAAUCACUGGGAGAUAAGAGGUGUUCCAAUAAGAAUUGAAAUAGGGCUUAAAGAUUUAGAAAAAAAUGAGAUGUGCAUUUAUAAACGAAAUACAGGUACUAAGAAUCAGUAUACAAUUGAUGAUAAUGUUACUGAAAAAAUACAGUUACUUAUUAAUGAUAUACAUGAAGAAAUGUACAAUACAGCACUUAAAGAACAAGAAAGUAAAAUUUUAUAUAUUAAUAACAUUUUUGAUUUCGUAAAAAAAUUAGAUGAAAAUUGUAUUUUAAUGACACCUUGGUGUGAAUCUUCGCAGUGUGAAGAAAAGAUAAAAACUAUGAGUACUAAAUUUGAAGAUGAAAAAAUUUUGAUUGCAGGUGCUAAAUCGUUGUGUAUUCCUUUUGAGUCUAGAAAAAUUGAACACGAAACUUGUAUUAUUUGUAAAAGUGCUUGCAAGAGAUACACUUUAUUUGGUAGAAGUUAUUAA
Messenger RNA from Vairimorpha ceranae, 1500 nucleotides. RefSeq names its product prolyl-trna synthetase. Gene Ontology annotation, biological process: prolyl-tRNA aminoacylation. Bases 1 to 1500 code for a protein of 499 amino acids. Gene Ontology annotation, molecular function: proline-tRNA ligase activity; ATP binding. The transcript has a single exon. Lineage: Eukaryota; Fungi; Microsporidia; Nosematidae. The record is from RefSeq and is a predicted model, not a curated record. Gene Ontology annotation, cellular component: aminoacyl-tRNA synthetase multienzyme complex; cytoplasm.